CAGAAACGUCCCAUGACGUAAGUGAAGCUCAUUGCGGAAGUGAACGAGGCGACAGGAGACAGACGGAAACAAACAAGUUGGUGCGGACGCUUGACGGAUAUUUACCGACAGAACAUCACCAUCAUGCUGGGAGGAGGAUUCAAAGCAGAGAGGCUAAGAGUGAACCUCCGGCUGGUCAUCAACCGACUCAAACUCCUUGAGAAAAAGAAAACUGAGCUCGCUCAAAAGGCAAGGAAGGAGAUCGCAGAUUACCUGUCAUCAGGAAAAGAUGAGCGGGCUCGGAUCCGCGUGGAGCACAUCAUCAGAGAGGACUACCUGGUGGAGGCCAUGGAGAUCCUGGAACUGUACUGCGACCUGCUUCUGGCUCGCUUUGGCCUCAUUCAAUCAAUGAAGGAACUGGAUCCAGGCUUACAGGAAGCGGUGUCCACACUCAUCUGGGCAGCGCCUCGUCUUCAGGCAGAAGUGUCUGAACUAAAAAUUGUGUCUGAACAACUAUGUGCAAAAUAUAGCAAGGAGUAUGGCAAGCUGUGCAGGACAAACCAGAUUGGCACAGUCAACGACAGGCUGAUGCACAAACUGAGCGUAGAGGCCCCUCCCAAGAUCUUGGUAGAGCGCUACCUGAUUGAGAUCGCCAAGAACUACAAUGUGCCAUAUGAACCUGACGCCAUGGUCCGGCCUGAGGUGGCUCCUGGCGAGGAGGCAGACCUGAUUGACGUGGACAAUGACAAGAAGUUUGGAGGUGGAGGAGGGGGUGGUGGAGAUUUCUUUGUGCCUCCUGCUGGUGCUAUGCCUAUGGCCAUGCCGAUGCCCAUGCCAAUGCCAACAGCAUUUAACUAUCCACCUCCCAAAGGAGCCGAACCGUUUAAUGCACCCAUUGGAACCUAUGACAACUUUAAGCACCAAAUGGGAGGAGGGCAGCCCCCACAGCUGCCCAAUUUCCCCCCCACAUACGAGUCCAUUGAUGACCUAGCUUCUGUUCCUUUCCAGGCUGUAGGUCCUGGACCUUCAUCUAAGCUAUUUGACAACAACGCUCUCCCAGAACUCCCGUCUGUUCCAGACACACUCCCCACAUCGUCCUUCGGCGGCAACACCACCAACUCGGAUGACAUCGACUUUGACGAUUUAACACGACGGUUUGAGGACCUCAAGAAGAAGACUUAAGUGCCGUAUCCCUGGUCAACACACACACAGUUCUGUGUCAUCACCUACACAGCUCAGAACAGGAAAAUUGAAAAAGGCUCUGUAUCAGUUCUGCAUAGUUCUCCCCUUACAUGGUGAUGUUAUCUCACACAGAUGUUAAACAUAGAAGUAUUCUUACCUCAUUUACAUAAACAUGACCCGCUCACCAAGGGUGUGGUUGCUCAUUCGACCCCGUCACUGAUCAGAAAUCUGUUCACAGCUCCGGUGAGGAACCAUAUGCUUUAAUAUCUUUAAACAUACGACACAUGAUAAGAAUUCUUACCACCAUGUUGUUGUUGACCCCCUUUUGACCCUUUUUCAUUUAAGAUCACACUGACUUUUAUAUUUUCCCCAUUUGUGUGUGUGAUUUGCUGUGUAAUCAAACCUAGAUUAUAGAUAAUUGUAGCUUCUCCCUGGGUUUUGGUUCUGACUAAUAAUUUACAGCACAGGCUUUGAUUUUACUUCCUCUGUGAUCUCUGCCAUUGUGUCACUCACUUCUUGCCCAGACUCGUCAAACAAGCCUGACUUGCCAUCCCAGUUUGGAAAGUAGCUGGCAUUCACACUCGCAAAGUUUACAAAUAAGAAAUGACAUCAUGACAAAUGGAAGCCAUAUUUUCAUUGUCUUGCACAGUCAUUUUUUUUUUUGACACACUCCUGAUCGCCGCACUUCUAAAACUUCAUGGUUUAUUUAUGGCAGAAAAAAACCGGGGUGAACCUUCCAGGAAAAUCUGAUGGUGACAUAUCAAACCUUUUCUGUUACGUGGAUGAUGGGGCACAGAUGUAAAGUAGUAACACAGUGUAUGGAAAUCUGUAAUAAUACAUUUACAAUCAUAGAGAUAGACCUAUUAACAUUGAUGAUUUAACUGUACAGUAUCUUAAACAAUGUUUUUAAGCCCUUUUGAAUGUUGCUUUCAAUAAACCUCAACCUGCACUUUCUUAUUUUGUAAGUAAUUAAUGUACAGGGAAAAUGUGUGCCGACAACAGCAGUCGCACAACAACCUGAUCGGAUUGAUGGGAUGCAAAUAUUGGCCCCUUACUACUGGUUUGUGUUGAAUGUGUGUGCAAGUCUUAUACUUUACAUGUACCACUGCAUCUGCCUUAGUUACCAUCUCUAAUCAGAGGCCUUGUCAGUUUGUACUGGGUUCAUAAAUUUGGUAUCCAUCGAGAUUGGAUAAGUUACCUGCAUUGAGUCUCAGUCGUUAGGAUUAUACUUUAUUUUCUUUACCCAUCAACAAUUCUGUAAAAUCUGUUGAGUUGAUUUUCUCAUAUUUGAUGGAAAAAGAAAAAACGUCUCUACCGGCCACAUAGUUUUGUGUUUCCUGUGGUAAAGCGGGACUGAGGUGGUUUCUUGUGCAGGCGUUGGAUUAUUGCUGCAACCUGACCACACCAAGCCCUGCUCGCAUGGCAGUUGAAUGGUGGCCUUGAAUUAAAAGAUUCACUGAUGUCUGGAAAGCACAAGUUUUCCAGCUGGGUGAUGGGUGAAAGCUUACGUAAAGGUGUUACACAUGUUGGGUAUAGUAGAGAGAUUAUUUACACUACAGAACUGUGAUCUGCUCACUGUCUUUUCUACAAUGGACUGUUCUUUCAUGCUUAAAACCUUGACACAUGAAAUUGUGUACUGUUGCAAAAAAACAGAAUUGUUUUUCCACUGUAUAGUAAGAUACCAAUUUAAUAAAAGAUUAUUUGGAACUGGA
Molecule: messenger RNA, 2873 nt
Organism: Paralichthys olivaceus (Japanese flounder)
Lineage: Eukaryota; Metazoa; Chordata; Actinopteri; Pleuronectiformes; Paralichthyidae
Gene: ist1
Product: IST1 factor associated with ESCRT-III
Biological process (GO): protein transport
Source: RefSeq, a predicted model, not a curated record